ACAGUGCACAGACAAAAUUUCCAGAAAUGUUGAGAGAAAUGAGAACCUUUAUAUCCACAAGCUAGCUUCUACACUGUAGUUGUGGUGCGUUCGAAAACAUGCCCUGUUCACGCUGUCAACAGGAGUUUUCUUUGUUCCAACGGUCUCACGGCUGUGCAGUGUGCCUUUUCAUAUUCUGCAGCAAAUGCAGCAAUCACUGGCUGAAGCUGGAUGGUGAGAAACAACGUGUGUGCGAGAAAUGCUAUCAAAAGCUGACCAACACGUCUGCCGAUGAGAAGGCAAAACCCACACCAGACUCAGAGCAUCGUGAUCACCCGCCAGAAUAUACACCCUCUGUAACUGUAAGUGGAGAAAGCUCCAGAACAAACGACUUGAGACAUGAGGGGGAUUUCCCUACUGCGCCUGCUCAUGGCACUGCACAACUCAGUAGCAGGUCUCCUUCAGCCAACCGUGCCGUCCUAACUCCCGCUCAGGUCCAAACUAUUCGUAACUUACCUCCUAGCCAGAGAGGUGCUGCUGAAGCUAGGCUGUUAGCUGCUGCAUCCGGUCAAGCAGCUAAGCCUAAGAAAAGCCCGUCGAUUUCCCCUAAUGUUGACCGCAGAGCGUUUCAGCACUUGCCGCCAAGUCAGAGAAAAGCAGCUGAAUCCCGCGCGGAGCAAACGGUCAAGCACGUCAGAGAGCCGCAGGACGUUGUGUUGGAACAGCGCUUAGCUGAGCUGAAGCAGAAACCCAAAGCUGCUGCCAACAAGGAUGACAGCGGUGGCGGUGGAGGUCAGCCUUCUGGCACUGACCGAGCAGCUGCCAAUGCUGGUAGUGUAUCGGCAGAUGACAUUGAGGGUCGCCUGGCACGGCUUAUGGGUGUCGAUAAGUCCACUCUGGAACAGAAAACACAUCACUCUGCCGCCAAGCGGGCACCAAAGAUGACGGCGGACGAAGAGGUCGACCUACUCCUGAACCAAACCAACGAGGAAGUGGAGCUGGACAGCAUCCUGGAUGCACAAGACGAGAACUUGCAUGCCCGCCUCGGUAACCUACGCACUGCAUCACCGAAGCAUGACACAACAGCCAGUACAGAUAACAGCACCACUGCACUAUCCUCCAAACUACCACCAAAUGAAGAUGUAGAAGGUAGUGAUGAUGCCUCUGCAGAUGCUGACCAGUCGGCAUUGACCAACGAGGCGGAAUCGCUGCUGAAAGACCUGAUUGCUAUGAACAAGAAGGAACAACUCGCCGCUCAGGAAUGGCUUGCCCAAGACGCGGAGAUAAUGGCGCGCGUGGCUCAGCUUAGCAGGACAGCGGAGGGCGAUCCCACUGCUGAGGGUCAGUCCCAGAAUGCCAGCGGCAACUCAAGUGGGAAGGCGAAUCUUGACAGUGAGGUAGCCAAGGCAAUGUCAAUGCAUGAAACUUUUGGCGCAUCAGAUGAUGAUGAUGAUGAUGACAGCAGUGACAUGGAUGAUGAAGGCACGGGUGUCAACAAGCUGUUGAAACAGCUGCAGGAUGAGGCUGACCUUGAUGAGAACCUGGAGAAAGCCGGUCUGUCGGAUGCCCUGCGAUCCCAGGACCCGCCGACGCCAGCACAGGCAGACCAACCUCCCCCAUCAUCAGCAGAAGCAGCUGCGCCAUCAACUGCAUCUACAGGCAGUGGGACGGGGAUUGCACCAGCAGCGGACCUCCAUCGACAACCACCUGUUGCUCCUGCUGCUACUGCCAACGUUGCGUAUCAUGACCCGUACCGACAGGAAGAUGAACUGCCGUGGUGUUGCAUCUGCAACAGCAACGCCGUAGUGCGCUGCUUGGACUGCGACGCAGACCUUUACUGCAAGAAAUGCUUCUUGCAAGGUCAUCGGGAGUUUUCCAUGCACGAUCAUCAGAUCGUAAAGUACCGUCCCCCGCCCAAGCCAAGAGAUUGAGGCUUGCAACAUCUAUCAUAAGCCCUGAACACAUGUCCUUGACCGCUCCUGGACGCUUCAAAUUUUGACAGACUAGUGCCCGGUGCAAUAGUUUCCAUGCUGGCCAUAACUUCCUUGCUGCACCCGUCACACUAACUAGAGAUGAAAAAAUUCUUUAGACUUUUUACCAGGGAGUCGUCAAAUACCAUGACUCCCGCUUUUUACUUAUUCGCACCUACCUCAAGCCAAUGAGCGUCUGAACUCUAAAA
Messenger RNA from Sycon ciliatum, 2158 nucleotides. RefSeq names its product abscission/NoCut checkpoint regulator-like. Bases 99 to 1910 code for a protein of 603 amino acids. The record is from RefSeq and is a predicted model, not a curated record. The transcript is spliced from 2 exons. NCBI's taxonomy places the organism in Eukaryota, Metazoa, Porifera, Calcarea, Leucosolenida, Sycettidae. Gene Ontology annotation, biological process: abscission; mitotic cytokinesis checkpoint signaling. Gene Ontology annotation, molecular function: phosphatidylinositol-3-phosphate binding; metal ion binding. Gene Ontology annotation, cellular component: cleavage furrow; centrosome; midbody.